AUGUGGGGCUCCCUGUCGGUGCUGCCUGUCUUCCUGGCCCUGUGGGGUACCCUCGGCAUCUGGAUCGUGUUUGGGAUUGCCGUGAACAACCACACCGUGGACCUCGCCCAAGGCUUCCCCUACAUCAGCUACUGCGGAUCCUUCCCGCCUCAGAGCUGCAUCUUCAGCCAGUUCCUCAACAUGGGCGCCGCCCUGGCCGCCUGCAUCUGCGUCCUGCGCCACCACCAGCUCCGGGACUGGGGCGUGCGCACGUGGCCUAACCGCCUCGUCCUCUGCACCGGCCUCUUCUGCGCCCUGGGCACCUCCGUGGUCGCCAACUUCCAGGAAAAGAACGAGCGGCCCACCCACCUGGCAGGGGCCUUCCUGGCCUUCAUCGGGGGCAACCUCUACUUCUGGCUGCAGCUGUACCUGUCCUUCUCCACGAAGGGCCUGCCCCGGCCCGGGGCCCCCUGGCUCCAGCCGCUGCGCCUGGGCCUCUGCAGCCUCUGUACCUCGCUCAUCGUGGCCAUGAUCGUCCUCCACACCUGGCCGCUGCGCUCGGCCUCUGCCGCCUGCGAGUGGGCGGCCGCCAUGCUGCUGUUCCUGCUGUUCGGCCUCUUCGCCGUGGACUUCUCGGGCCUGCAGCGCUGCCGCCUGUGCCUCCAGCCGGGGCCCAGCCUCCCGCCGCCCUCCCCCGCCUCCUUGCAGGCCCACGCGCUGCCACAGGCGCUCUGACCUGGGCCUCGUCCUCACCGGUGGUGGACGAAGGCGAGUGCGGCCCUGAGAUGACCCCUGGGGCUCCCCCCGGCCGGCUGGAGGGGGCGCGCCGCUGGCCAUUGCACUCUGGGGCCCGGUGCGCGCGUGCGUGGGGCGGCGGCCUGGGACAACUGGUCAGAGCCGGCACCGCGCGCCGGCCCUGCCAUCUGGCUGCCCCUGUGGUCAGAGGCGCCCGGCGAGCACGAGGCCAAGGCCAGCUGUCCCUGGUGGAGCUAUUUAUUAUUAUGUUUGCUGCCGGCGGA
Messenger RNA from Lepus europaeus (European hare), 998 nucleotides. RefSeq names its product transmembrane protein 150B (gene TMEM150B). Lineage: Eukaryota; Metazoa; Chordata; Mammalia; Lagomorpha; Leporidae. Bases 1 to 714 code for a protein of 237 amino acids. The record is from RefSeq and is a predicted model, not a curated record. The transcript is spliced from 6 exons.